AGACUCUAUACAGCUGAGUAGAUCUGAACAUCACACAACACUGUGUGGAGCAGCUGCUCUGUUUUUAGCUUGUUCUUAUACUAGAUCAGUGAGUGAACAUGUUGAUCUAUAUUAUUAUAUUGCUGUCAUCAACUGAAGGUUACGGAGCCUCAGAAGUCAUCACUCCAAAAAGAAACAGAGAAUUUGCUCUUGAGGGUGACAUUAAUGUGACACUCUCCUGUAACUACAGCGGUUCUGCUGUUGGUGUUCACUGGUAUCGUCAAUAUGCAGGUUCACCACCACAGUUCCUCAUACUGGAAUAUUCAGGGAUAACAACUCCAGCUAAUCCACCCGUUCCAGGAAUAACCAUCAAUCACAGAAAAACUGAAAGCCAUGUGGAUCUGAUCAUCUCCUCUGCUGCUGUAUCAGACUCUGCUCUGUACUACUGUGCUCUGGAGCCCACACUGACAGGAAAACAGACUGCACUGUACAAAAACCUACCAGUAUUUUGGGAAAGUUAUGGAGCAGCAGAAGUCAUCACACCAUUCAGUGAUUAUCAGUUUUCUGAUGAGGGUGAGAGUGUGACACUCUCUUAUGGCUACACUGGUUCUGUUCGAGGUCUUCACUGGUUUCGUGAAUACGCUGGUUCACCACCAAAGUUCCUCAUUAUGGAUUAUAAUGGGGCAGUUAUUAAAGCUGAUCCUCCAGUUGCUGGAGUCUCAAUCCAUCACAGAAAAGACAACAGUAGUGUGGAUCUGAAGAUCUCCUCUGCUGCUGUCACUGACUCCGCUCUGUACUACUGUGCUCUGGAGCCCACAGUGAAAGGAAAUCCACUGCAUGCUGUACAAAGAGCUGUUAUAUAA
Messenger RNA from Carassius gibelio (silver crucian carp), 842 nucleotides. RefSeq lists its product as uncharacterized. Lineage: Eukaryota; Metazoa; Chordata; Actinopteri; Cypriniformes; Cyprinidae. The coding region runs from base 99 to 842 and encodes 247 amino acids. The transcript is spliced from 4 exons. The record is from RefSeq and is a predicted model, not a curated record.